UGACCGGACAACCAUGGUGGCUGGUUGCAACAAUGAAAUCAAACAAUAUCUGAGCUCAAGAUAUAUUGGACCGCUGGAAGCUGCAUGGCGUAUUUUGGGAAAUAGGAUGAACGAAGAGGUCCCAAGUGUCAAGAAACUGGCGGUACACCUACUGGGGCAGCAACGAGUUGUUUAUGAUCCAGACGAUCCAAUUCAAGUAAUACAAGAAACGGCGGAAACAACAGUAACCACCUUGAUGGCUUAUUUUGAAUACAACGCAUUGCAUCCAGAAGGUACUCCAUAUACAUACCAAGAUUUUCCUCCACAUUUUGUUUGGAAGGAUAAGAGAUGGUUUCCACGGAAGAAAGGGAAUGCAAUUGGCCGAAUGUAUUUCGUCGCACCAAACUGUGGAGAACUUUACUACCUAAGGUUGUUACCCACGAUCGUAAAGGGUGCAAGAUCAUUUGAACACUUGAGGACUACAGUGAAAGAAGGUGUUGAAUACGUCCACCUAACUUUUAAAUCGGCUUGCAUCGAACUCGGUCUAUUGGAAGAUGAUGGAGAAUGGGAAAAAUUCUUGGAGGAGUCGGCGACAAUCAAAACUGGACACCAGCUACGACAAACAUUUGGUAUUAUACUGACACAAUGUAGCCCAACCCAACCAGAAAUCCUGUGGAUGAAAUAUGGCAGAGACAUAUGCGACGACCUACCAUACAAGAUAAAAGUGUUGUACGGAAUCCAAAAUCCUACAGAGGACCAGGUUCUUGAUUACGGACUUCAUCUGUUAGAAAAAAAUCAUUCAAGAAGUAGGUAAGGAAAUGAAGGACUUUGAUAUAAUGCCAAAGCCAACCGGUGUCUGGAGCCAGAUUGUUGGGAAUCGCCUAUGGGAGCAGCGACAACUGCAGUUUGAGAUUCAAGAUUCAGUUAUAACUUCAAACUUUGAGAAACUAAAUACUAACAGAAAUUUGCUUUUGAGUCAAUAACAAAUUCAGUGGAACAGGAAAGACAUUCGUGUACAACACAAUUGUGGCUACCUGUAGAAGGAGGGGUGACAUAGUUCUAACAGUAGCCUCAUGUGGUGUAGCCUCAUUACUUUUAACUGGUGGAAUGACGGCGCAUUCUACCUUCAAAAUUCCUCUAAAUCCACAAGAAGAUUCUAAAUGUGACGUGAAGUAUGAGUUGAUGGAAGGGGAAUUAUUUCGGAAUACCAAGUUGAUUAUUUGGGACGAGGUAGCAAUGCAACACCGAUUUUGUAUAGAAGCAGUCGAUAGAACUCUUAGAGAUGUGAGGAAAAAUACCAAAGCAUUUGGAGGGAUAACCGUUGUGCUUGGAGGAGAUUUUAAGCAAACUUUACCGGUGGUACAGAAGGGUCGAAGAGAAGAUAUUGUUGGAUCAUCAAUUAGAGGCUCUGUUUUGUGUAACAACGUAAACGUCCUUAGGUUAAUGCAAAACAUGAGACUAGAAAGCGGGGACCCAGAAAAUAUAGCGUUUGCGGAAUACUUGCUACAGGUGGGGGAGAAUCCAAACCCAAUUAUUAGCUUGCCUUCUUCAAUGCCAAAAUGUACUGAUCUACAAGAGCUGAUAUCAAAGAUAUACCCUGGGAUUGAAGAAAUGAGCAAACCCACACCAAAAUAUAUUACAGAGAGAACAAUAUUGUCGCCUAGAAACGACGAAGUUUCUAAAAUACAUGAAAUCAUAUUGGAUAUGUGUAAGGGUGAAUCUCAUACAUUCCUCGCAGCAGAAAGCCAGAAGAGAUUGAAGGAAAGGGACCAUCAACAAGUUCAGACUGUGCGAGUGAAAAUUUGA
Papaver somniferum (opium poppy) is the source of this 1785-nucleotide messenger RNA. RefSeq names its product ATP-dependent DNA helicase pif1-like. Lineage: Eukaryota; Viridiplantae; Streptophyta; Magnoliopsida; Ranunculales; Papaveraceae. Gene Ontology annotation, molecular function: DNA helicase activity. The transcript is spliced from 2 exons. The record is from RefSeq and is a predicted model, not a curated record. Gene Ontology annotation, biological process: DNA repair; telomere maintenance. Bases 1087 to 1785 code for a protein of 232 amino acids.